Molecule: messenger RNA, 1708 nt
Organism: Sinocyclocheilus rhinocerous
Lineage: Eukaryota; Metazoa; Chordata; Actinopteri; Cypriniformes; Cyprinidae
Product: thromboxane A2 receptor-like
Exons: 3
Coding region: 129-1340 (403 amino acids)
Biological process (GO): positive regulation of vasoconstriction; inflammatory response; positive regulation of blood pressure
Cellular component (GO): plasma membrane
Molecular function (GO): thromboxane receptor activity
Source: RefSeq, a predicted model, not a curated record
GAAGGAGGUCUCAUCAUCCUCAUCCUCACGGUCAUGCGUGUAUUUGAGUGGGUUGGAGAGAGUUGGAGUGGGUUUUCAGGAUGGAGGUGAUGGGAGGCAGAGCUUGAGGAUCUCUCCGGGAUCCGCGGAUGAAGGAAUGCGCGCCGGACUUGCAGACUUUCUCAGGUUCACAGGAUGAAAUAAACCUGUCUUCAAUCCCCUCCAUCAUGGUUUCAUCAGCGCCAAGCAACGCGACUCCGCUUUGCUUCUCCAUCAACAGCCCGCCUUUCAAUCACAACCACACCAUCGCCUCGGCGUACUUCUCGGCAGUCUUCAGCGGCCUCGGCUUGAGCUCCAACCUCUUCGCUUUGGUGGUUCUGGCCAAGACCUUCCACCACACCAAGAGCCGCACGCGCUCCUCGUUCCUGCUCUUCCUCGGCGGAUUGGUGUUCACCGACUUCAUGGGGCUGUUGGUCACCGGGUCCAUCGUGGUGUCCUUCCACAUCACGCACUUCAACUGGCGCCAACUGGACCCUCAUUGCCACUUCUGCAACUUCAUGGGCAUGUCGAUGGUCUUCUACGGCCUUUGCCCGCUGCUUCUCGGCGCCGCGAUGGCCGUGGAGCGAUUCGUGGGGAUCAACCGACCCUUCGCCCGCUCCACCGCCGUGUCCAACAGCAGAGCGUGUUCGACGGUGGCCAUGGUUUGGGUCACGGCCGGCUGCAUCAGUCUCCUGCCGUUGGCCGGAUUGGGAAGCUACCAUCUCCAGAUCCCCGGUUCCUGGUGCUUCCUCAACAUUAGCUCCAGACCGCUGGAUAUGACCUUCGGUUUGAUCUUCUCGCUCGUGGGUUUGCUGUCGCUGGCCGUGUCGUUCCUGCUCAACACGGUGAGCGUCGUCACCCUACUGAGGGUGUGUUGCGGACAGGACAGCGCUCAGCGGAGACGAGACUAUGAAGUGGAGAUGAUGGUGCAGCUGAUUCUGAUCAUGGCCAUCGCCUCCGUCUGCUGGUGCCCUCUACUGGUGUUUAUUGCGCAGACCGUGCUGUCGGGCAGCGAGCUCAACGUUCGCCACCUGCUUCUCUGGCUUCGUUUUGCGACGGGGAACCAGGUCCUGGAUCCCUGGGUCUACAUCCUAUUCCGACGUGCCAUACUGAAGCGCGUCGCUCCCAAGAUGGACUGGUCCCGCGGCUCCAUCAUCAGCCUCUAUCCUACGCUCUCGACGUCCUUCCGCAAACUCACGCGCGCCUCUCUUGGAGGGACGAUUGACCGUUUGGAUCACGACCGGCCGAAUCCAGACAAAGCCAGACAAGAGGAUACGCCUCUACCUGUGCAGAACGCCACUGCGGUGUCUAGUUCCAUUUAGCAGCGAAGACUAGCAUUUAUCUCCUACUUCAUUAAUGAUUCAAUGUCUAAUAUGGCGCCCAAAGUAGGGCAUGACCCACCUUUUGAACCCUUUUGUUGGCGCUUCGCUUUCGGAGAGGUGCUCUAGUCGUAACUCUAGUCGUACACGUUUGAGAAGCGUAUAUUUGAGCUCUCAAGACGGGUCGAACUCGCAUGAACUUGGAGAGCGAAGCUGUUGAGGAAAACGUACUGUAGAAACUUGAGUGGGAAAGUGGGCGGGGCUUGAUUUUUCCAGUUGGCCGGUGAUUGGAUGAUAAAGUGGCGGUUGGCUGGAGGGGGAGGGGUUGGAAAAUAACUAUGUGAUGUCAUUUUGGAGGUGGAGACUUUGUA